Messenger RNA from Fragaria vesca subsp. vesca, 1137 nucleotides. Its product is annotated as putative F-box protein At1g67390-like. Gene Ontology annotation, molecular function: protein binding. The transcript is spliced from 4 exons. Lineage: Eukaryota; Viridiplantae; Streptophyta; Magnoliopsida; Rosales; Rosaceae. The record is from RefSeq and is a predicted model, not a curated record. Bases 1 to 1137 code for a protein of 378 amino acids.
AUGGCAGGAACAAAUAGUCCCAGGAAACGCAUAAAAAUAGAUGUCAGAUAUCCCACAAACUUUGAUCCCAAUGAUCGGAUAUCGCAUUUGCCAGAUGACAUUUUGCGUCACAUUCUGUCCUUAAUAACUCUCCAUGAGGUAGGUCGAACUAGUAUUUUGUCCAAAAGGUGGCAGAACGUGCGAAGCUCAAACCCCAAUUUGGACUUUGAUGAAAGGGUUUUCAUUAAGAACCUGUCAGACAAUCUUACUGAUAUUACAAGAAAGCAGAAACCUGAUCUUAUGGGCAAGAAUGUAAGAAUUUCAGAGCACAUAAUCCAAAAUUUAAUCCUAGGUUCCCCCUUGAUUGAGAGCUUGACUCUUGUCUGCUGUUGGAAUGUGAAAAAUAUUGAGCUUUCCAGUCUUGUUAAUGACAAGAAGCUGGAGCUACAGGAUUGCGGUGAAAAUGGAGGCCGAUUUGAGAGAAUUGAGUUCGAAGAGUUGAAACUUCAAAGUUUAAGCUACUCCUCAGACAACAUGGUAUUUGACAUAAAUUCCAAAUUUCUUAAGACCCUAAAAGUUUUAAGUAUAAAAGGCAGAUUCCUGACAGAUCAAUUAUUGAGAAGAAUCAUCCGUAUAUGUGUACGCCUUAAAAGCUUGGUACUCAGCUGCUCUAAGCUGAAGAGAUUUGAAAUUUCAAGUCUUCGGCUCAAGAAGUUAAGUUUGUGUGAUGUGUCUGAGAAAUUAGAUAAUGGUGUACUCAAUACUCCAAAGUUACGCUCAUUCGGAUAUGAUGGCAACAACUUGGUGCCCCUUCUAUUUUCACUUGAUAUGUCAAGUGUGGAGGAUGCUGCUGUCAAAAUGUCAACUGAGCUCAAUGCUUCUCAGUUACGUACGUUCCUCCCGGAAGAACUGGGUGAUAAUAGUUCUAUCCCUUCAAUUUCGAAUAUCAAGCAUUUAAAAAUUGAAUUGUAUUAUCCUCUUAAUGAAAAAGAUAACUAUGGAGCUCUUUUGGAUGGCUUACUGUGGAGUUGUCAUCCUGAAACCCUUUCUAUGGAAUUGGGUUGGGGUUACAACGAUGAGGUUGCAAAGGUUUUGUGCGAAAGGCUUGGCAAGAUAGAUCCAAGAGAUGAAUGCUGUAGUACUGCAUGCACGUACUGA